Bolinopsis microptera is the source of this 520-nucleotide messenger RNA. RefSeq lists its product as uncharacterized. Gene Ontology annotation, molecular function: calcium ion binding. NCBI's taxonomy places the organism in Eukaryota, Metazoa, Ctenophora, Tentaculata, Lobata, Bolinopsidae. The coding region runs from base 6 to 428 and encodes 140 amino acids. The record is from RefSeq and is a predicted model, not a curated record. The transcript is spliced from 3 exons.
CGGAUAUGAAGACACUGGACAAUAAGAUAGCGAUGUUAGAGGAGAUGAUAGGGGACCCUGACAAGCUGAACAAGGCUGUGUAUGACGUCAUAACGGGGUCUGACAUGAAUAAUGAUGAGUGCCUCAGUAAGGCUGAGUUCCAGAAAGUUCUACAAGAUUUUGGUAUCGGUGAUUUUGACGCAAUAGAGGAUCUGUUCGAGUCACUUGACCGAGAUGGAAAUGGUUCAAUCAACUUCAAGGAAUUUAGACAUUUCUUCAGGGCGCAAACGAGAAUCAAGCUGCAGCAUAUGAAGGAGCUCAAAGCGAUGAAGGACCGGACAAAAGUUAAGAAUCAAAUUCCGGUGGAGGACUCGAGCAGCAGUAGUUCAGAUGAUGAAAAGAAGAAACCAAAGUUCAGCUUCAAAAAGUGGAAAUCUACUAGGAAUUAACAGGGACUUUAUCUUUUUUCUUGUUAAAUUUUCAGGACUAUAAUACUUGACAGUUUAUUAAUAUUUCUUAACAAGAAGGUAUAUUAUAUGCA